Argentina anserina (silverweed cinquefoil) is the source of this 864-nucleotide messenger RNA. RefSeq lists its product as uncharacterized. NCBI's taxonomy places the organism in Eukaryota, Viridiplantae, Streptophyta, Magnoliopsida, Rosales, Rosaceae. Gene Ontology annotation, molecular function: RNA-DNA hybrid ribonuclease activity; nucleic acid binding. The transcript has a single exon. The record is from RefSeq and is a predicted model, not a curated record. The coding region runs from base 1 to 864 and encodes 287 amino acids.
AUGAAAUCCAACCCCAAGUGCCCUGUGUGUGGUGGUGAAGAUGAAUCAAUUGAACAUGCUCUUUUAUUAUGUCCGUGGGUCAAGUUAGUGUGGUUUGGUUCCCCAUUGGGUAUGAAGAUCAAUAUGCAAGCCAUUACUACAUUUGAUUGUUGGUUAUUACAUAACUAUCAAUCAUAUAAGAGUAAGGAGGAUCGUGAUUGGGCUCUUACCAUGAUCAGCUUCAUUUGUUGGUUUAUAUGGAAAGCUAGGUGCCGUUUUGUCUACAGGGCCACUCCAUGUUCCCCUGAACUUGUGAUUUCUCUUAGCUCAUAUGCUGCCUUUGAGUUUCUGAGUACCAAAAUUCAUAUCCCUGCAUCUAUGAUUACUUUCUCUGAAUCUCCAACCCUCCCUGGUACAGUUGUGGUGUGUACUGAUGCUUGUUGGGUAGAUGAAUUGAAAGGUGGUGUUGGGGUUGUGAUAUUUGAUCAUUUGGGUCAUCAUUUGGGGGGUUUAGCUGUUGUUUUGAAGGCAGAGAACGCGGAGAUUGCUGAAGCCCGUGCUGUCUUGACUGGUGUGGAUCUUGCCUUACAAAGAGGCUAUAAAUCAGUGAGAUUCCGCUCUGAUUCUCAGAAUGUUAUAUCUGAGUUGCAGACAAAUCGCACUUGUAUUAAUUGGAAAACAUCAAUCAUCAUGGAAGAAAUUACCUGGAGGUGCCGGUUUUUUGAUCGGAUUGAUUGGGAAUGGAUUCCCCGGGAAGCUAAUCGCGCUGCACAUGAGGCAGCCAAACUUGGUUUUCGGACGGUGGGUCUUCGCUGCUGGUCGGAGACUCCCCCACCGUCUCUAACAAUGGUACUGAGAAACGAUGGAUUCCCCUGUCCUCACUGA